Molecule: messenger RNA, 2697 nt
Organism: Anopheles gambiae (African malaria mosquito)
Lineage: Eukaryota; Metazoa; Arthropoda; Insecta; Diptera; Culicidae
Product: GRB10-interacting GYF protein 2
Exons: 2
Coding region: 414-1487 (357 amino acids)
Biological process (GO): DNA recombination; positive regulation of ligase activity; response to X-ray
Cellular component (GO): DNA ligase IV complex; nucleus; DNA-dependent protein kinase-DNA ligase 4 complex
Molecular function (GO): DNA binding
Source: RefSeq, a predicted model, not a curated record
AAGAAGAGAAGGAAGGAAGAAAACACCACCCCAAAAAGCUCGCCCGUUCCACCCCCAAACCGCACCAGACCUGUUUGCUAGGACGGGCAAGUUCAACCCGAUAAAUAGGAAACGCUAAAGAAGGGCACGCAAACGCGAAAAACGGUGGCGAAGGAGGGUAAAGUUGUUAAACAAGAAAGUGGGAAAAACAAGUGCGCGUCGCUCGGGUCUGCAGUGCGUUUUGUACCGUUGCGUCUGCUCGUACGCAAAGCAAAGCAAGAAAGGGGGAAACGGAACGAAUAGAAGGUUUGCAAAAUUAACUCAAUCUGCAGGCGUUUUGCUGCUGCUGUCAUAGCGGAAUUCCUGUGCCAGUAAAAUCACCAUCGUCCAUCGCCUCCCCACGCCCCAUCGCAGUGCCUGCCACAGAUACAGGAAUGGAGCUGGAUAAUAUAUAUCUGAACAAGCUGCCGAUCGUAGCCGCCACGGGCAGCGAGGGCGGCACCUGGAACCACUACGCGUUCAUCGAGAGCACCUGGGGCGAGCGCAAGAUACUGCUGAAGAUAAUCGUGUUCAGCCCGCUGUACAACACGCCCCUCAGCUUCCUGUCCGAGAUCGACCACGAGGUGCUGCAGCAGACGGCCAUUCGGCUGGAGCGGCCCUGGAACGAUUUCCUGCACGAGACCAAGCUGGCACUCUGCACCGAGGGCGGCGCGAACGGGUUCAGCUACGCGGUCGAGGAGAACAAUUUCGUGUGGCGCAAGGUGGUGGGGCCCGCGCUAACCGUCGCGUACGGUUCGGUCAUACUGCUGCGCUCCCAGUGCCUGCUGUCGGAUGUGCUGUCCAACUCAAUCGCCACCCAGAACCGUUUGCGCAACGAUGUGCAGCUGAAGAACAAGGUGCUGCACGAGCUGAAGGAGGAGCACGAGGAGCUGGUCGAGCUGCAGCGCCAGCAGGAAGAGGACAGCCGGCUGUACGAGAUCGAACUGAUAACGAAGUGCAUCAGCAUACUGAACGAGAAGAAGGAGGUGAUCAACCAUCUGAAGAAAAAGCUUGCCGAAGACGACGAUGAAGCAGAGGGCGAGCAGGAAGGGCGGGACGAGGACGAGCGAGAGGAGGAGGAAGAGCGCCGGCGGGUUGAGACGGUGGCUGCCGCGGCUGCGGCGGCGGCGGCUGCUGCUGCUGCUGUGGGGUCGUACGGUGGUCGGCGGUUGGCGACUGAAGAGGAAGAUGCCGCAGCAUCCCCGCUUGGAGCGAGCGAUUCGGAACCGUUCCUGGUGGACAGCGAUCCACAGGAUCAGGACGAGCACGGCACGCUGCCCAAGCGAACUAAGUAUCAGCUGGCGCAGCGCAGUGCGACAACCACAUCGGCCAGCAGUAGUGUGUCGUCCACGGUUACCCGCAAAUCGACGGUGCCGGAGGAGGACGAUGUCGGCGCACGGGAACAGCCCGAUGGCCAGCUGGACGAUCUGUACAAUAAGGACACGCAGGAACUUUUGCAGCAGAUGUAAACUAGUGAUGGAUAGAGUUGGCAAAAAUCCGGAGUCGACUCCGAUCCGACUCCGAUAAUUUCGGAACCGACUCCGGAAGGUAGGUCCGCCCAGCAUUAUCCGAAGUCGUUCGGAAUCAUCCGGAGUCGGCCAUAGUCGUUGGAAGUCGGAGCCAUCCGAAGUCGUCUGGAGUCGUUUGGAAUCGUUCGGAGUCGUCGGAGUCGUCUGGAAUCGGUUGGAGUCGGAGUCGGCCUUCGAAACAAAGGCUUGUAUACGAAGGGCACGCGCAAAGUGAAUGAAAAAAAAAACACAUCGAAAGGAAAAGCCUGAUCACAAGCACAUUGCAUCGGACAGCAGAAUGAUUGCGACUCCGUACGACUGCUCCUCUGAACGACUGCGGGCGACUCUGAAUGACUCUGGACGACUCCAGACGAUUCCGAACGAUUCCGAACGAUUCCGGGAGGAGGGUGGGUCGGAUAUGGCCGGAGUCGGAUCGGAGUCGUGGGUGCGCUCCAAAGAGCACAUCACUAAUGUAAACGUUAGACUGGAAAGGAAGGAAGAUGAAGCACGAGGCAUUUUUUAAACGAAACCACAUAAAUCAGCAAAAACAUCUCCGUUUUGCGUUUAGAUUAGGAUAAGCCAGCGUUUGUGUGUAGUUUGUGAGUGAUUGCAUUUCGGUUUCCUUUCAAAUCAAACUCCCAUCUUUAUCAUCUUUAUUCCUUGCGUUACAAAAAUGCCAAACAAAUUAGAUGGCAGUUAGCUGGCGAAAGCAGAUGGCGAACCAUCGUACUUUAAAUCAAUUGUAUGUGUCGUAAGCGUAACAAGCAGCAACAGUGUGUCAUAGUGCAAUGGAAUAUUUUAGCGUAAUUUAUGUGCCAACAAUACAGGGUAAGGGAGUGAAAUCAAGUGUGAGAAUCUGUGAAGCUUUUCUUUCUGGCGGGAUUCUACCCAUUUACGAAAUUUUACCUUACGUGUCCCGCCUUUCUCUCUCUCUAUCAACCCUUUCUACCAUUACCGUUUCUAUUCCCUUGCGUUCAGAGUUCUGACUGAACCAAAACCGAAGGGCAGUAAGUUAAGAUUGAAAACAUUUGCUAUAUUCCUUUUAAGGAGGAGGAAUUCGAUUCAAACGUAGUAUGUAACUAUUUAUUAUUUUAUAUUGCCAUUUGAUUUAAGUCAUAUCGCAUUACCCAUUUUUUGAUAAUAAAAAGGAUAAUCAUCAAUUUACGGUAAA